UUAAUUUUCAUCUUCUUCUGUUACUUUGUGUCUCUAUCUUAGACAUGGUGGUUCCUGCGGCUCUUGUCUUUAUCCCUGUUGGUGUCCUCUUCUUGAUCUCAGGCCUCAUCGUCAAUCUCAUUCAGCUUGUGUUCUUCAUUAUUGUUCGUCCAUUCUCAAGAAGUUUGUAUAGAAGAAUCAACAAAACCGUUGCGGAAUUACUUUGGUUGCAGCUUAUAUGGCUGAUUGAUUGGUGGGCUUGUAUAAAGAUCAAUUUAUACGCCGAUGCAGAGACUCUAGAGUUAAUUGGGAAAGAACAUGCACUUGUUUUAAGCAAUCAUCGAAGUGACAUUGAUUGGCUUAUUGGAUGGGUCAUGGCUCAGCGUGCAGGUUGUCUUGGAAGCUCUUUAGCCAUCAUGAAGAAAGAAGCCAAAUAUCUUCCAAUCAUAGGUUGGUCCAUGUGGUUUUCGGAUUACAUUUUCUUGGAAAGAAGCUGGGCUAAGGAUGAGAAUACCCUCAAGGCAGGUUUUAAGAGACUUGAGGACUUUCCUAUGACAUUCUGGCUGGCUCUUUUCGUUGAAGGAACUCGUUUCACUCAGGAGAAGCUUGAAGCAGCUCAAGAUUACGCCUCUAUCAGAAGCUUACCAACUCCUCGAAAUGUCUUGAUUCCUCGUACAAAGGGAUUUGUUUCGGCGGUGUCACACAUACGAUCAUUUGUUCCUGCGAUUUACGAUUGUACCGUAACCGUUCAAAACAAUCAGCCUACACCAACUCUGCUUAGGAUGUUCAGUGGACAAUCAUCUGAGGUGAAUUUGCAGAUGAGACGUCACAAAAUGAGCGAGCUGCCAGAAACAGAUGAUGGUAUUGCUCAAUGGUGCCAAGAUUUGUUCAUCAAUAAGGAUGCUCAGCUUGAGAAAUACUUCACAAAAGACGUGUUCAGCGACUUGGACGUUCACCAAAUAGAGCGGCCAAUCAAACCAUUGAUCGUGGUCAUCAUUUGGUUAUGUCUCCUUGUAUAUGGUGGUUUCAAGCUAGUUCAAUGGCUCUCUGUGGUAGCCUCGUGGAAGAUCAUCUGUGUCUGUGUGUUCUUCUUGGUGAUUGCAACUAUAACAAUGCAAGUAUUGAUUCAGUCGUCUGAGUCACAACGUUCAACUCCUGCCAAGAGACAUCUACAAGAACAACUUAUUUCUGCCUAGGA
Messenger RNA from Eutrema salsugineum, 1177 nucleotides. Its product is annotated as 1-acyl-sn-glycerol-3-phosphate acyltransferase 3. The record is from RefSeq and is a predicted model, not a curated record. Gene Ontology annotation, molecular function: 1-acylglycerol-3-phosphate O-acyltransferase activity. Gene Ontology annotation, cellular component: endomembrane system. NCBI's taxonomy places the organism in Eukaryota, Viridiplantae, Streptophyta, Magnoliopsida, Brassicales, Brassicaceae.